Molecule: messenger RNA, 2785 nt
Organism: Psylliodes chrysocephalus
Lineage: Eukaryota; Metazoa; Arthropoda; Insecta; Coleoptera; Chrysomelidae
Source: the annotation of a GenBank genome assembly
CACAAAUAUUAAUGCACAAAAAUUUAGAAAAAACACUAAUGACUAUCUGAUAACAAGUAUAAAGAAAUCGUCAAUUGAUACUAGCCAUUAAAAUAAUCAGUAGCGGUACGAUUUAGUUAAAAAACAUUUUGUGGAAUGGGUGAAUUGACAAACUCUCAAUUAUUUGAAAAACUUUUGAAGGAAAUAAAGGAACAAGGAGAUAAAAUAAAGGAAAGUAUAAAACUUGAAAUUAAAACUGAAAAUGAAAGAGUUAUAACAAAACUAGAUAACACAUUAGGGAGAAUAAAUGUAUUAGAAAAAAAUUGCCUAAAAAUCGAAAACAAGUGCUUACAGUUAGACAGAUUAAAUAGGAAGAACAAUGUAUUAAUUUUUGGUUUAGAUGUCCCAAAUAACGGAAAUUUAAUAGACGUUGUCCUACAUUUUUUCCAUAGAAUACUUGAAGUUCAAGUUUCAGUUCUAGAAAUAAACAACAUUUACAAAAUCAACGCCGGAAGAAAUGGCGCAAUAAAUGUCGAGUUCGUCUCUUAUUUAAGAAAACAACUGAUAAUCCGAAAUUGCAACAAAUUAAAGGAUAAGAAUAUAUAUAUUGUUCAAGAUCUCUGUUACGAGGAUAGACAAAAUCAAAAGAUUUUAAAGAAGCACCUUAAUAUAGCCAGAACAAAAAAAUAUAAUGCAAGAAUACAAGGUCAUUACCUAGUCGUAAAUGACGAGAAGUUUACUGCAGAGCAAUUAAGAGACAAAGAAGAAGAACAAGAAGAAGAAGAAGAAGAACAAGAACAAGAACAAGAACAAGAAAAAGUAAAUUGCAAAUCUACGGAAGAAAAAUCACUAAGCGCUCCCCAAACACCAUCUCAGAUUGGCUAUUUUGAAGAUAGUAUACGUCAAUUUGUCUUAACUACACCCUCGUCGACACGACAUGAAUUUAUAAAUAAAGUAAGCAUAGAAGAAGAGAAAAAAUAGAAUGCAUCGGAUUAACCAAAAAUAAGGUUGAUAAUGAUCAAUUUAAAAAUAUUGAAGAAAUUACAAAAGAAAAAGAAUAUGAAGAAAAGAAACUAGUGGAAAAAAAGUCUUUUAUGUAUUUUCUUUUUGUUUCUGAGUAAUUCCAUUUAUUUUUUUAUUCCUUUUUUUUUAAUAUAUAUAUAUAUAUAUAUAUAUAUACAAUUCAUAAAAAGUAACGAAUUGUUAUGAUAAUUUUCUGUAUUUUUAACUAAUAUAUGCAUUUUAAAUAUAAAUAUUAGUUGCUAGUCAUUGGUUGGGGUAAAUAUAUUUUAAUUUAGAUUAAAUAUUUUUAUGAAUAAAAAUGGAUCCAUUCAUAAAAGAUUAUAGCUAUAACGACUUUCAUACUGUUAUAUUAAAUAAUGCGGCCCAAUACAAUUACGAUAAUAAAACACAAAACGCAUUUACACUUUUUCAUCAAAACAUCAGAAGCAUAUCAAAAAAUUUAGAUAAUCUACAGACUACCCUUAAUACUUUCACUAGCUGUUUUGAUUGCAUUGUUCUUACUGAGACAAGAAAUGAUUUCGAUAUCAACCUGUGUCAUUUAGAUGGAUACGAAAUUAUUUUUAAUUUCGGUAAUAUAAAUAAAUGCGAUGGGACAGUUAUUUAUAUAAGGGAUCACCUAAAUUAUAGUUCAGAAAUUACUGAAAUUAAUGGUUGUAAGGCAAUUAAUAUUCGUACUACUAAAGAAAAUAAAGAUAUAGCAAUAACAGCAUUAUAUAGACCUCCGUCUACUAACGAAUAUGAUUAUGUAGACGAAUUAUAUGAUUUUCUUUUAAGACAAAGUAGCAGUGACCUACACCUUAUAGUUGGGGACAUAAACAUAAAUCUUCUCUCAAAAGUAAAAUUAGUUAGUGACUACCUUAAUGUUAUGAAUGAAUUCAAUUUUACUUCUGUAAUAAAUGCGUACACUCGUAUUCAAGGCAAUUCAAAAUCUUGUUUGGAUCACAUAUUUGUUAAACUAAAAACAGGUAAUAUCUUGAAUAAUUGUUUUAGUUAUGUCCUAGAUACGUUAGUAACUGAUCACAGGGCAACUAUUUUUAAUUGGAAUGUCUUUGAGGAAAAUGAAAAAACAUUAACAUUUAUUUAUAUAAAAACAAUCAACCAAAAAAAACUUAAAACUGAUCUUAAAUCGUUUGACUGGACUAUUUUGUAUAAUAUUCAGGAUGCACAAGAAACUGCAUCAUAUUUUUUAAACACCGUAAAUGAUUUAAUAUGUAAACAUACUGUUAAAGUUAAACAAACUAAAAAAACGAUUAAAAGAAAGGAGUGGAUAACUAAUGGCAUAAUGAAAUCCAUAAGCGAAAGGGACAGAUUAUAUAAAAAUUAUCAAAAAAAUUCAUUAGAUCUAAAUUUAAAACGAGAGUUUAUUAUAUAUCGAAAUAAAUUACAUAAUCUGAUUAGUUUAACAAAAUUAGAAUAUCAUAAACGACAAAUUGAAAAAAAUAAAUAUAACUCAAAAAAUCUGUGGAAAACUAUAAAUAAUAUGACAAAUUCAAAUCCUAAACAUUCUAAUAUCAAAGAAAUAACGUUAUUAAAUAAUACUAAAUCUACUAACAAAUUAGAAAUUGCCGAUACAUUAAACACAUUUUUUACAAACAUUGGACCCGAUCUUGCUAAAAAUAUUCAAAAACCUCCACUUUUUCAUUCAAAGAGACGUAUUAAUAAAAAUUCAAUUUUUAUGAAACCAGCCACUGAAACAGAAAUAAUUAAAUUAAUAAAUGCAUUAAAAAAUAAUAAGGCUCCCGGUAUUGACGAAAUAAAAUCAGAAUUACUUAAAGAAACUAGC